Gaeumannomyces tritici R3-111a-1 is the source of this 681-nucleotide messenger RNA. Its product is annotated as imidazoleglycerol-phosphate dehydratase. Lineage: Eukaryota; Fungi; Ascomycota; Sordariomycetes; Magnaporthales; Magnaporthaceae. Gene Ontology annotation, biological process: L-histidine biosynthetic process. The coding region runs from base 1 to 681 and encodes 226 amino acids. The record is from RefSeq and is a predicted model, not a curated record. Gene Ontology annotation, molecular function: imidazoleglycerol-phosphate dehydratase activity. The transcript has 2 exons.
AUGGCGACAACUCAAAGAUGGGCAGCAUUAGCUCGAGAUACCAACGAGACAAAGGUCAAACUUGCUCUAAAUCUUGAUGGCGGCGAGCUCCCUCCGGAAACGCACCCCGACUUGCUGAAGCAAGAUGCAGAGGGACAUGCUUCACAGGCGAGCAAGUCGCAGAGGAUCAGUAUACACACGGGAAUCGGCUUCCUCGAUCAUAUGCUCCACGCCCUGUCGAAGCACGCGGGCUGGAGUUUGCUUCUGCACUGCAAGGGUGAUCUGCACAUCGACGACCACCAUACCGCCGAAGAUGUGUGCAUAGCCCUCGGCGAUGCCUUCAAGUCUGCCCUCGGCAGCGCGUCAGGCAUCGCACGCUUCGGCUUCGCAUAUGCGCCGCUCGAUGAGGCCCUGUCGCGGGCCGUGGUCGACAUCUCGAACCGGCCCUUCGCCGUCGUGGACCUGGGCCUGCGGCGCGAGCGGAUCGGCGACCUGUCGUGCGAGAUGAUCCCUCACUGCAUGCAGAGCUUCGCGACGGCCGCGCGCAUCACGCUGCACGUCGACUGCCUGCGCGGGGACAACGACCACCACCGCGCCGAGAGCGCCUUCAAGGCCCUCGCCGUCGCCGUACGCAGCGCCACGGCGCGCGUGGCCGGCAAGGAGGGCGAGGUGCCCAGCACCAAGGGCACGCUGAGCGUCUAG